Hippocampus zosterae (dwarf seahorse) is the source of this 5617-nucleotide messenger RNA. RefSeq names its product nucleus accumbens-associated protein 1 (gene nacc1a). The transcript is spliced from 8 exons. Gene Ontology annotation, biological process: regulation of transcription by RNA polymerase II. Lineage: Eukaryota; Metazoa; Chordata; Actinopteri; Syngnathiformes; Syngnathidae. Gene Ontology annotation, molecular function: protein binding; RNA polymerase II cis-regulatory region sequence-specific DNA binding; DNA-binding transcription factor activity, RNA polymerase II-specific. The record is from RefSeq and is a predicted model, not a curated record. Bases 526 to 2232 code for a protein of 568 amino acids.
GGGGGCGACAAGUAUGGGAGGGCUAGUUUGUGCUUUACGUCAAGGUUGCCGCCGAUGAUGACGGCGAAGAACCGGCUGACACGGGACUUUUAAAGUUAGGGGAGAACGUAGGGGACGAGUCCAGGUUACCCCGACUUCCCCAAGCCGCCUGUUGCUCAUAAAGCGAGGGGGGUAGCGAAAGCCCCGCACCGUGUUGCUCUUUGUCACCAACACGGCAAAAUGCGGCGGCGGUCAGGUGUGCGUCAAGACAGCCCUCGCUAACUGCACUUGGGAAGAAUUGCUCGUUGUUGUGUGCCCUCCCCCACCCCCGCUCGCUGCCGCACUGGUUCCGUCUGGCUCGCGCUCAGCUGCUGCGUGUCCCGGGAUGACCUGUUGAUGUCGGUAGAAUGGAGACUGGCAGGGGGAGCGAUUUCCCCCAUCACCAAAAUAUUUAAAUAAGCCACAUUUGGGUGCUUGAUAAGCGACGUCGCAGCCGAGCUACCUCGCCCGCCUUGACAAGCCUUCGUUGGUGUGCAUUGGCGCACCAUGGCCCAGACCCUCCAGAUGGCGAUCCCAAACUUUGGCAACAACGUUUUAGAGUGUCUGAACGAGCAACGUCUGCAGGGCCUCUACUGUGACGUCUCCGUGGUGGUGAAGGGGCACGCCUUCAAGGCUCACCGUGCCGUCUUGGCCGCGAGCAGUUCUUAUUUCCGGGACCUGUUCAGCAACGGCGGCAGUAGCGGCGGCAACGAGGGCAGCCCCACCGUGGUGGAGCUCCCUCCGGCUGUGCAGCCGCAGAGCUUCCAACAGAUUCUGGCUUUCUGCUACACCGGCCGUCUCAGCAUGACGGUGGGGGACCAGUUCCUUCUCAUGUACACUGCCGGCUUCCUGCAGAUCCAACAGAUCAUGGAAAAAGGCACCGAAUUCUUCCUCAAGGUCUCCUCCCCCAGUUGCGACUCGCAGGGUCUCAACGCGGAGGAGGCUCCGCCAUCGGAACCUCAGAGCCCCGUAACGCAGACGGGUACCGGCGCGGCCCGGCCCGCCGCCUGCUUGACGCCUCUCCCGUUAGUGUCACGGGUGAAGACGGAGCAGCCCGCGAGCCAACCGGAAGCCGCCGCUCAUUCCGUGGUCUGCGCUCCUGUCGCCAAGCGGUUGUGGGAGGGCGGCAGCAGCCGCGACGGAGGAGGAGGAGGAGGCUCCGGGGCAGGAGGGGGCGCCAGGAAGGCCGCGCGUUAUUCCCAGGAGGCGGCGCGAGGCAGUGCCAUCCAGAGCCCCGGAGCGCUCGGACUGGCCAUGGGCAUGGGGGCCACGGCGACCAGCCUGGCUGGCAUGAUGGCGGGCGGCGGACUCAGUGGAAGUGCCAGCACCAAUGGGACCUCUGCAUCCGGCGUGGGCAUGUCAGAGGGCGCCAGCCCGGGCACCCUGAGCACCUACGCUAGCGACUCGCCCGUCAGCUACCACGACGACGAAGAGGAGGAAGAGGGCACAGAGGACUGCGCCGAAGAGCAGUACAGGCAAAUCUGCAACAUGUACACCAUGUACAGCAUGCUCAACAUGGGGGCCACAGCUGCCGGCGAGCGGGUGGAAGCCCUCCCCGACCACACGGAGACGCGGGGGCGCAUGCGUGGCCGCGACCUCACUUGUCUCCCGGCGGAGUUGAUUGCCCAAAUCGGCAACCGCUGUCAUCCCAAACUGUAUGAGGAGGGAGAUCCGGCUGAGAAACUCGAGCUGGUCUCAGGUACGUCUGUCUUUAUUUCCCGGGCCCAGCUGAUGAACUGUCAUGUGAGUGCCGGGACCAGACACAAGGUGCUGCUGAGGAGGCUGCUGGCCGCCUUCUUUGACAGGAACACGCUGGCCAACAGCUGCGGAACCGGCAUCCGCUCGUCCACCAACGACCCCAGCCGCAAGCCCCUGGACAACAGAGUGCUCCAUGCGGUCAAAUUUUACUGCCAGAACUUUGCCACCAGCUUCAAAGAGAGCGAGAUGAACGCCAUCGCCGCCGACAUGUGCACCAACGCCCGGCGAGUGGUGCGCAAGAGCUGGAUCCCCAAGCUCAAGCUGCUGAUCGCCGAGAGCGACGCUUACUCCGCCUUCCUGUCCGACGGCGUCAAAGCGGAGGACGACACCCUGGGCGCCGACCCGGCGUUCGACCCCGCCUCCCUCGAAGCCUCGGCCUCGGCCGGCGCCGAGUCGGGCAACUCUUCAGGUGAAUCCUUACCGGGCGUGAGCGGGGACGUGGGAGCGUUAUUUUGAGCGUGGCGUCGGGGGUUGGACGUUUAGCGACACGCGCGGCAGUAUUUCCCACUUGCGCUUGCCUCCUCACUCUCACAUGUGACUGUCCAUACUACACCGCUACGGUCGCAACCGGGACACGGAAGCGACCUUUGUUUUUCUUUUGAGACUGUAUAACGGAGCUUUUCGAAGGGAGGAAGCGCGCGAGAGGGCACCCCCGGCUGUCCUCUGCCUCUCCUUGCCCUUUUAAGGAGUGUCAGCACAUUGGUUGUCGCAUAUAAAAUACAUUCCCAGUACUGCUCGGUGGUACGAGUUGAUGCCAGAACCUGAGGAGGGGAGGUAGCCACUUAGUUACGAAACUGGAGCAUUUAUUUGGAUAGACUUGAUAUCCAGCUUGAAGUCCAGGCACUAGUUUUGGCCUAUUCGUGUGCAAUUGGACCAUACUUGUAAUGUCACUCGUGACACCACUGCGCCCAACUACAGUAGAACUCCUCUACAAUGAAAUCAUGUUUGCAGCCAGUCAUUUUUCACAACAGGGGACUUUUCACUGUAGCAAAUUUGACACUUCAAUUCAAUGCACCGGUAGGGUUAUCUGAGUACACGGACCUCCAAGUGAAUAUCAAGGCUGUCGAUUAAAUGCUCCAAAGGCUCUCCGUAGUUCGUAGUUUGUAUUGAAUGUAAGCGUUGGUGGCAUUUUUUUCUUUUUCUUAAUUAACCCCCGUGCGAGAAUGCCUACUUUUUGUUCCACAAACUCCCAAAAUGAGCGUGCCAGUAAGUGUGGGUGUGUGUGUUUGUGUGUAUCUUCUCCAAUUUGAUCUUCCACUUAUCGAUCUUCAAGUUUUCGUGCCCCCCCCCCCCCCUCCCCCCAGCCCCACCACAACUGAGUUUGACCAAAUCUACCUUUUGUUGUGUUUUACUGUGCAGUGUUAUAUAAAUAACCCCCCCCCCCACCCCCUCAUCUUUGUUUUGUAUAUUUUUAGCAAGCUUGACCAGUGAUCAGAGUGACUGGGAGCAGAUUUUUACUGAGACGACUCCAAUGAAUACUUUGGUGGUCAACAGAUAAUGAAAAGAUGGUCAUAUUUUUAGAAGAGAAGCUAUAUUUGUGCGCGUGCUGCCACGUGCGAGCGGGGGUGGGGGGGGGAGAUUGUUUUAAAUUCUCGACGUUUUGUUGAAGGAGGUGGCGGCAAUUGAGGAGAAGUGCUAAUUUUAUACAGUGGAAAGAAGUAUGAUGCGGCAUCGUUGCACCGUGAAUAAUUGGAAGUUAUGUUCUGGUGCGGUACGGAUGGAAUGGGCAGUGGAACUGCUACUUUUGACGCAUUUCAUCUUCCGUUGAUGAGCCGAAAAGCAGGUAGACGGAAUCGGCUGGCUCAACUGUUUUGACAAUGACGUGCAGGGAAGUUAAGGCCCCCCCCCCCAAAAUGACUACUGUACUUUGUAUUCUAAUCGUGUUCCGGGUGGGGGAGGUCAUAUUUAUGGAAUCGUGGAAUGUGCCUUUUAAAAUGGAGAACAAUAAGCGGAAUUUUGUUCGGUACGAAAGACGUCCGCAGCAAAAUGGCUCUGGUUGACUUUUCUUGGUGUUUGUGUGGAUGUGAAGGAGGAAUCGGUGCGUUGAUAACUUUUUAUUUUGGAGGUCCUCCCAUAUGAGGCAGGGUGGAGGUUUUCGCACCUUAGGGAGAAGAACCGGCGGUUCGUGCACCUUAUUGACAAGUGAUGUGUUGAUUGAACCCGUUGAGGUAGAAUUUGUCCUUUCCUCCCUCCAAUCUGCACGCGGUUCAGUUUUAAGCGGCAAGAUACGCCUUUGACUUCAAUGUUCCUGUUACUGAAUGACUUUGUUACUGAGACUGUGCGGAGCGUCGCACGCGUGUCUUCAGGAAAACCCUCAACGCGCCGACACGUCGGACGCAAAGGUGUUUGUUUUUUUUCUUGCUCAAGUGUUAACUCGAGUGGCUUGCUGCGCUUCUUUUUCCAAUGCUGGCCAGCUCAACCUCACUUAAAAUAUGCAUCACCCCCCCCCCCCCCCAUUCAUCCUUUUUGAAACAACAAGAAUGUGUGUUGUGAGAUUUAAAAAGAAAACAAAAAUGUAAAGAGAGAUGCAGUACUUUUGGGAUGAAGCAGUAAAUAACUACAAAACCUCAUACGAGCACUCCACUUACCUCUGCAGAAAUCUUUUGAAGACUGUUGUGCUUCCCGCUGUUUUGUUCAUCUCCACCACAGCAUCAGCAGCCUUGUGCUCGGACUCAACUUUCAAAUGCUCACUGGCUUACUACUAUUUUCUCGGGUGUGUGUUUUGUUGUAGGUGUGACAUUUAUUUGUUGUCUUAAGACAACUCCCCCAGUCAGGUUUAUUCUGCUGCCAAUUUCCCGUGUUAGUAUGAAUUAAGAUCUGCGGGCUACUCGUGGUCCUCGAGGGCGCGUUUUAGACAAGCUAGCAAACGAGUCAACAGCGCCAAGUUGUGGACUCCAGCUCAUGCCCCCCCCCCUCCCCCCUCCAAUGAAUCAACAAUCAGUUCCCCACAAUCAGCAAAAUGUCUUCGCAAAGAGUUUUAAUGCUCAUCGCCCUGUUGCAAGUCGUCGGCAUACCUCCACUCUUGCAGUCCGAGAAAUGCCCUUCAAUUUUGCACUGAAUUUUCUUCUUCUCCAACUGCUCAAAACCAAGAACGUCAGCAGCGGGAGACGUGUGACUAAUAACGAGGUCCUAAAUCAGCAUCGCGCAGAUGCACUGACUGAUCCGGAUUCCCUUCUAAGUGAUGACUCAUUGGCUCCCGCGCUGCAGUAGUAGCUGUGAUUCAGCACUCUUUUCUAAGGAAGCAAGCGUUUUGCUCACUUUGACGUCAGCGGGCCGGGCAGAGUGCAGGAUUUCGGCCGUGGCCUCGCCCAAUCCAAACUUCAAGGUGAACCCUUCUGUGAGAGCCUUCGUCUUCACUGUCUAUCGACUGUCCUUUUUUUUUUUCAUCCCUCAAAAUGUGUUUACACUCCACACACCUCAACCUACACACAUGAACGGAUGAUGUGUGGCUUGGCAUGGAGAUCCUAGUGUCACACAACGGUACAUAUAUAAAUAUGAUAUCUAUAUAUAUGUAUAGAGGAAUACUGUAUAUAACGCAUAGACACACGUAGAGGUAAAGUUGUUUGUUGUCCACUCACAGCAUGAGGCGUAUCCAGUAUUUACCCUGAAAAACGGCGCUGCUUAAUCACAACCCGCACAGUAACUGGCUUGCCCCCCCAAAACCCCGCAGCGCCGCCACCUCACCACCUCUUCUUUCUGUGUUCCAAGUGCCAAUAACUUUGUGAAAGCCCUGUAACUGUGACCCAACAUUAUUGACGGUAAUUGCACAUUAACAAACUGUAAAAUAAAAAGUGUCCAAAUGGAGUCAAUGAUGAAUAUCUUAAUAAAAGAUUUGUAACAA